Saitoella complicata NRRL Y-17804 is the source of this 2277-nucleotide messenger RNA. RefSeq lists its product as uncharacterized. Bases 1 to 2277 code for a protein of 758 amino acids. Gene Ontology annotation, molecular function: long-chain fatty acid transmembrane transporter activity; ATP binding; ABC-type transporter activity. Gene Ontology annotation, biological process: very long-chain fatty acid catabolic process; peroxisome organization; long-chain fatty acid import into peroxisome. Gene Ontology annotation, cellular component: peroxisomal membrane. The record is from RefSeq and is a predicted model, not a curated record. The transcript is spliced from 5 exons. Lineage: Eukaryota; Fungi; Ascomycota; Saitoellomycetes; Saitoellales; Saitoellaceae.
AUGGCAGUUUUGCGUCAACAACCCAUUAUCCUCCUGAAAUGGCUUCGAGCAUACCUCUCCCGGAACCGACAAGCUCGAAAUGCAGCAUUGAUGUCCGGCAUUGCGUUGGUGGUGGGUGCUGUUGUGAAGAUUAGGAGUAUGCUGCGGCCUGAAAAGAAGAGCACCCUGCGCAGGAGUAAUUCGGCUAUUGUUCUUCCGGAUGGAUCCCGUGAGAUCGUCGUACCAUACAGAGACGAGGAUCACCGUGUUGUCAUUCAUCCAAUUCGUAAUGUUGUCUUCGAGGCUCAUAGACGCCUCUUCCUUGACAAACGCGGAGAGCAAGCCGCUCCCGUCGAAGGAAAGGCGGGGGUGAACAAGCGGUUCUGGAAGCAGUUCAGUGCGUUGUGGUCCAUCAUGUGCCCUCGAUUGUUUUCGAAAGUAUCAUUACUCAUCGGACUGAAUGCUUGCUUCCUGAUUGCGAGGACUUGGCUUUCGCUAGUUGUUGCACGUUUGGAUGGAGCCAUCGUGCGGGAUUUGGUUGGUGCCAAUGGCAAAGGAUUUACCAAGGGUUUGGUUCUAUGGCUCUUGAUUGCUUUCCCAGCCUCCUACACGAAUUCCAUGAUCCGCUACCUGCAGUCCAAGAUUUCCAUAGACUUCCGCACACGACUCGUCCGCUACGUCAAUGAUCUAUAUUUGAACAACAAGUCAGUGUACUACAAAGUACAGAUUGACGGGGCAAUCGAGGGUAUUGAUCAAUUCAUGACGGAAGACAUCGGCAACUUCUGCGAAACUGCGGCUACGAUCUACGGCAACAUCGGGAAGCCGUUGAUUGAUCUCUUCGUGUUCAAUUAUCAGCUGGCGAACUCGGUUGGUCUGCCAGCGAUGACGUUGAUCUUGGCCAGUUACGUUUUGACUGCUUCGAUUCUUCGAAAGAUCUCGCCGGCAUUCGGUAAGCUGGCAGCGGCGUCGAGUAAGCUUGAGGGGACAUAUCGUAAUGCUCACGGUCGGCUGAUUACGAAUGCGGAGGAGAUCGCGUUCUACAACGGUGCUGAAAGGGAGAAGAGUAUCCUUGAGCGGGCAUAUGCGGCUCUUGAGCAGCAUAUUGAAUCGGUCUACAAGAUCCGCAUUUCAUACGAAAUGGCUGAAGAUUAUGUUAUCAAGUACUCCUGGUCAGCCAUUGGCCUCAUCUGCUGCUCCCUACCCGUUUUCCUACCAAAGCUUAGUGGAGGAUCUUCGGGCGCCCUUUCCGCAGUCAAUGAGGCACAGCGCCAGAGAGACAGGACUCGAGCGUUCAUUGUCAAUAAACGCAUUCUUCUUGCUCUAGCAGAAGCUGGUGCUCGUCUGAUGUAUUCGUACAAAGACCUCGCCGAGCUCAGUGGAUACACGUCCCGCGUCUACACGCUGCUUAGCACACUCCACAGAGUUCACGCCAAUGCUUAUACUCCACCCAAGGGCGAGCUUUUCCCGGCUAAGUAUUCGCUUGCUGAUGUGCACGGUACUGUACAAGAAGGAUACAACGGAAUUCGAUUCGAAAACCUUCCCAUCAUCCUACCAGCACCGGCCGGUAAAUCCGGGGAAGAAAUCAUACAUCAGCUGAAUUUAACUAUCAAGGACGGCGAGCAUACUAUAUUCACCGGACCGAACGGUUGCGGGAAGAGUGCCAUUUCACGAGUCGUUGCUGGUCUUUGGCCGGCCUAUCGCGGUUUGCUCAGCAAGCCCUUGCAAAACUCUAUCUUCUUCAUCCCGCAAAGACCAUAUCUCACGGUUGGGUCUCUCCGCGACCAAGUAAUCUACCCUCAUACUUACGUCGAUAUGGUGGCCGCUGGUCGUGAUGACGAAGAUAUCCAGAAGAUCUUGGUGAUUGUAAAGCUGGCAUACUUGAGGAAGAGAGAGGGUGGAUUUGACACGCAGAAGAACUGGAAGGAUGUUCUGAGUGGAGGCGAGAAGCAAAGGAUUAACCUUGCUAGGCUCUUCUACCACCGGCCUACCUUUGCUAUUCUUGAUGAAGCUACGAGUGCAGUCACGAGCGAUGUUGAAGGAAGUAUGUACCGCAGCGCCAAAGACUUUGGGAUCACUCUGGUUACUUUCUCACACCGCCCAACACUUCUCAAAUACCACAACGCACAAGUCAAGAUCGAGAACAAGGAGUGGGAACUGCAGAAGAUUGGAAGUGAUACGGAGAAACUCUCGUACGAUAAAGAGAUCGCGACAUUGGAAGAGAGCCUGGAGGAUAUCGAGAGGGCAAAGGAGAGGAGACAGGAGAUUGAGGAGUUGUUGCAGCCGAAGAAGGCGCGUUAG